Liolophura sinensis is the source of this 907-nucleotide messenger RNA. RefSeq names its product transmembrane protein 163a-like. The record is from RefSeq and is a predicted model, not a curated record. Lineage: Eukaryota; Metazoa; Mollusca; Polyplacophora; Chitonida; Chitonidae. The transcript is spliced from 9 exons. Gene Ontology annotation, molecular function: zinc ion binding. Bases 74 to 907 code for a protein of 277 amino acids. Gene Ontology annotation, cellular component: synaptic vesicle membrane.
UCCGCCGUCACGUAUUAUUCAGAGAAAGCAAAGAAAUACAUUUUACAAAGAACUGUCACUUACGAAAUCAAAGAUGUCCAUAUUGUGGGUACCCCUGAAGGACGUGACUUCUAUCUGCGGGUUUUCUGACUCUUGUAAUAACAACAACAACGAUGUCAUGGCCACAAAGAAUAGCCUUCCCCUCCACCGUCUAAAACAGGGUUCCACAGAGAAAGCGGAGCUGGUGGGUAAAGCACAUCGCCUCACAUUAGAAGAAGGCCCCCGUUAUCAGGUCACCACCCUUGUUGUGUCAUGGAUCUCUGUCGUCGUCACCCUCGUGCUAGGCAUUUUGGCUGUCACUUACUCGGCAUCAGACCAGAGCUCCGCAGCCUUUGCUUUUGGGCUGGAUGCUCUCCUGGACACGUUGUCGUCAGCCAUGGUGAUCUGGAGAUUCACAGGAAAUAGCGGGUCUCUGUAUUCUGCCAGGAGAGAGAGGAUAGCCUGUACAGUGAUAGGUGUGUUGUUUUUGAUAGCCUGUGUCACAAUAGCUGUCCGGUCGUCUUUGUCAAUAGCACAGGGUAUCUUUCCAGAGGAUAGUGGGUUUUUGUGGAGAAUCUCUUUUGUUAAUGGUGCAGCAUGCACGGCUUUAGCCGUCAUCAAGUUUUACCUGGGCUGGAAGCUAGAGAGCGUCAGUAUAAUAACUGAUGGUUUCAAUUCUGUGAUCAACUCCAUCCUGGGCUUCAGCACCGCCAUCAGUGUCCUCAUCUUCACAGAACAUCCAGAGGUUUGGUACCUGGAUGCAGCCUGUGGACUUGUCUGCUCCGCUAUGCUCCUUUUCUACGGAAUCUGGGUAAUUUACAGCUCAAGAAAACACAUGGGAGAGGAAGAAGUGCAGCUAAAAGUACCGUACGACAACAAUUGCAAUUAA